AUGCGGAAACAUCUACGUCAUCCCGACGCGCAUGCGCGCACACAGGCCACAACACCUUCCGAAGUCAAGUGUGUGAUUCUGGGACAGACGGAGGCAGGGAAGACCAGUCUGCUCAACUGUAUAAUGAAGGGUCAAGGUCACGUGGAGACUGAAACUAACAGGACCAUCGGUGUUGACGUCAUCACUUACCAUGACAACAAGAAUAACGUCAAGUACGAGAUGUACGACUUCGGAGGUCACCAGAUCUACCACUACACGCACCGGUUCUUCCUGACACGUCAGGCCCUGCACAUCCUCAAUGUAGACCUGCCAGGAUACAAGUCAGAAGAGUUCCAGGAACGAGUGGGAACGUGGCUAACAUCCGUGACUUCCCACGUGUUCAACCCGCCUAUCCUUGUUGUAGGAACCAAGGUCGACCUGUUCCCGCCAGACAAGGCCGAGGAGAUGAUAGCAGCAGCCUGUUCCUCCAUCCAGAGAGACAUCCAGGCCGCUGAGAGUAAAAUACAAACCAAGCUAAACGAAGAGAUCCAACUCUGUCAGAAGGCGGUGGAUGCAGCGGACGGCGGAUCAGACAUAUUCGGACCUUUCUACGGUCUCACAAGAGACAACAUCUUGGCUAAGAAAGAGUCACUGGAGAAGUUACUUGACGGACGAUCGAAAGGUCUGUUAAACGUACAGGUUAUCCCAGUCAGCAGCAAGACGUUCCAGGGUAUCGAAGCUCUGUGCGACAAGAUGGCAGAAAUGGUGAAGGACGAGCGAUUGUUCCCUGCUGCCCGCCAAGAGCUGCCGACUUCCUGGACCAAACUGUCAGAAAACGUCAAGACUUCAGGACGGCCGUACCUUCAUGUCAGGGAUUGUCAGGACGUCGGAGCAGCUGCAGGGAUGAAGGAGUCAGACGUCCUGAACGCGCUCAGCUAUCUGCACGUGACCGGACAGAUCCUGUUCUACAACCACAUCAGGGGAAUGGAAGAUCUGGUCUUCCCGGACCCAACCAUCAUCCUCAAACUCUUCAAGCAGAUCUUCAGGCAUGACCAACCGGCAUAUCUGGACAGCAAAGCUGAGUCUCUCUCUGAACAUACCAGAGCGCAGUUUGUUGAAGACAGGGCGUCCUUCCUGAAGACGGGCAGGGCAAGCGACAGUUUCAUGAAGAACCUGCUUGGAGACAACAUUGUCACCUUCAACAGUCUCCUUCCCCUGAUGAAGCACUUCGGCCUGUGUUACUCAGGGUCGGUGAUCUUUCCAACAGAGCUUCCUGCCGCCCAGCCUGACGAGGUGGCGCGCUGUUGGCCAGAGGUUGUGCCAUCAGGCGGAGAGGAGAUCUCUGUUACUAUAGAGUACAGCCAAGAGCCUCCUCUGGGUCUACCGGAAACCAUGGUCUCCCGUAUCCUGUCCAUGGAGCAGACCACACGCCGUCUCCUCACCAAGGACACAGUUGUCGUUCAUGUUGGAGAGAACUCAGAAGACGUCAUGUACCGCCAUUUCCCUACAAGAGAAGAAAUCCGGAUCCGGGGAGAGCCGGAGAAGGCGUGGCGCCAGGCUCAGACGGUAGCGAAGGUGAUGGAGGCUUGCUGGGACGAGUUUCCUGCCUUGUACUCCAGUAACAGUGUAGGGAGCGGAGAAACAACAAAGUCGCUCACUAUAGAGGCUGUGAGGCGUCACGUGCCGGGUGACUUGUUGAGAAUGUCGGAAGGAAACUGGGAACGGCCACUCGAUAUUCCUGACAUCAGAACGCCGGAUGACGCCAUUGGCAAAUAUUUCAUUGACAACCGGCUGUACCAGAUCAGCAGGGCUGUUGGUGAGGAGAAGCAGCUGUGGACCCGGCUGGGACAGGAGCUGGGACUGAACAGGGGCGUGCUGGACAACAUUAGAGGUAGAAAUGACACCCAGCAGGCGUUCCAGAUGCUGAAGGCGUGGCGCACCAAGGCCCCCCACGGACCGCUCCACUACCUGCCGCAGCUGGAGGAAACACUGCAGAACAUGGGCAAACCGGACCUGGCUGCAGAUGUACAGGGGGUGUAUAAGGAGUACCGUGAUGCCUUGCCGUUGCAAGAGGUCAGUCCUGAGAUGACCGGAGACACACAGUGGUCCCUCCGCCUGCCAGGUGAAGGGAAGUACCUGUGCAGACGGACCGACCUGGGCGUGGUGACGCCCUACCCGCUGUGUAACUCACCCCAGAAGACCUCCAAGUCGUGCACGUGGUGGGAGAUUCCCCCGAGCUGCUGCCGGUUACAGAACUCACCCCCUCCCAUGCCGUGA
Branchiostoma floridae (Florida lancelet) is the source of this 2256-nucleotide messenger RNA. RefSeq lists its product as uncharacterized. The record is from RefSeq and is a predicted model, not a curated record. Lineage: Eukaryota; Metazoa; Chordata; Leptocardii; Amphioxiformes; Branchiostomatidae. Gene Ontology annotation, cellular component: endomembrane system. The transcript is spliced from 5 exons. Gene Ontology annotation, molecular function: GTPase activity; protein binding; GTP binding. Gene Ontology annotation, biological process: signal transduction; intracellular protein transport. Bases 1 to 2256 code for a protein of 751 amino acids.